Penicillium olsonii is the source of this 765-nucleotide messenger RNA. Lineage: Eukaryota; Fungi; Ascomycota; Eurotiomycetes; Eurotiales; Aspergillaceae. The record is from the annotation of a GenBank genome assembly.
AUGGCGCCCCGCGGUCGUGGAGGAAAGUUCUCUAAGCCCUCUCGUGGAGGAGGCAAGCACUUUAGCAGGGAUCUUGCUGGAACCGACAAGGAAGGAAACCAGAUGGGCAUGUGGCGGGAACCUCAAGACCAAAUCGAAUCGUCCGGGGAUGAAGAUUCAUCCGAUGAGGACAGCUCCGAGGAAUCCAGCGAGGAUGAGUCCAAGCCCACAGAGUCAUCGACAGCAGCAGGCACGCGUGAGGAGCGUCGCGCCGCCGCGAAGGCCAAGAAGGCCGCCGCCAUGAAGAAGCGCAACCAGGGCCCCGCCCAACCGGGCGAUCUGCCCCCCUCCGACUCGGAGGAAUCUGACGAUGGCUUGCCCGCCAAUCCCAACCACACGGCCAAGUCCCGCUCCCAGACUCAGAAACCCGCGGCGGGGUCUGAUUCUGAGCCCCAGUCCGCCCCGGCAGCCAAGAAGCCGGCGGCCAAAAAGGAUCUGUCUCAGCUAUCCCGUCGGGAGCGGGAAGCUGUGCAGGCACAGCAGGCCCGUGAGCGCUACCAAAAAUUACAUGCCGAGGGCAAGACCGACGAGGCCAAGUCCGAUCUCGCUCGUCUGGCCGUGAUUCGGGAGCAGCGUGAGGCAGAACGCCAGCGCAAGCUGGCCGAGAAGGAGGAGAAGGAUGAACAAGCCAAGGAGCGUGCCGAAAUUGCCUUGGAGCGCGAGAGGAAGAUGCGUCUUGCCGCGGCUGGAAAGCUCUCUAAGAAGGCUGGCGGUAAGAAGAAAUAA